Apis laboriosa (Himalayan honeybee) is the source of this 540-nucleotide messenger RNA. RefSeq lists its product as uncharacterized. Bases 53 to 364 code for a protein of 103 amino acids. The record is from RefSeq and is a predicted model, not a curated record. The transcript is spliced from 3 exons. NCBI's taxonomy places the organism in Eukaryota, Metazoa, Arthropoda, Insecta, Hymenoptera, Apidae.
GGAAGAAGAGUCGGUGUCGGCGUUCGUUAAACGCAUCUUUAACAGACCGUUGAUGAGACUACACGCUACAUUCCCUAUACGGCCAUGUUUCUCUUACUUCUGGUCACUGCCAAGGUCCCAUAAGAUGCGCAGUAGCGUAUGGAGCAGCAACAGCCGGUUAGCUAGUGAAGCACGUCACGCGUUGCUACUUGGUUGGGACGAUUGGCUGUAUCGCCUGUCUUGCGUCUACCAGCCGCAUUGUCAGAGAUGGGACGACGAGACAAAGAACGUGACUUGUAAGCCAACUUACCGUUGCCGCUGCACCGACUCGUCUCGACUCUCCAUGAUUAAAAUAACCAUAGAGAUGAAAAGAAUUGAACUUUGAUCGGUGGAUGACCAGUAACCAGACGGAAAACCAUUUGGAUUCCCAGUCAACCAGCAAAUAACGACGAGUACACGAAGCACCGUUACAGAGAUUGCAUCACGCAACGAGAUUAUUGGUCACCGUAAUUCAAUUAUAUUGUUUCAAAUACAUUAAUUGCCAAGAAAAAAUCCCACUAU